This is a messenger RNA of Penicillium argentinense, 555 nucleotides long. RefSeq names its product TRAPP subunit TRS20. The transcript is spliced from 2 exons. Gene Ontology annotation, biological process: endoplasmic reticulum to Golgi vesicle-mediated transport. The record is from RefSeq and is a predicted model, not a curated record. Lineage: Eukaryota; Fungi; Ascomycota; Eurotiomycetes; Eurotiales; Aspergillaceae. Bases 1 to 555 code for a protein of 184 amino acids. Gene Ontology annotation, cellular component: cytoplasm; nucleus; TRAPP complex.
AUGUCGUACUACUUCACCAUUCUCUCGCCGACCGAUACGCCGAUAUUUAAUAUCGCAUUUGGCACCUCUAAAGGAGGCGGCGAUGGCAUUGCGCGCUUCCGCUUCCCCGACACAGCGCAAUACAUGAACCAAUUCAUCAUCCACUCCAGUCUCGACAUCGUGGAAGAAGCGCAGUGGACAAAUGGCGGGAUGUACCUCAAGCAUGUCGACACCUACCCUCCCGCCGCGGCCUACAUCUCGGCAUUCCUUACCCCCAGCGGCGCCCGCUUCCUCCUCCUCCACCAACCGCCCCAGCUUCCUUCAUCCGGAAGUACGAGUACUCUUGGGGCAUCGUCUUUACUCGGCGCUGCCGGAUCAACUACGCGCGCCUCAUCUAGCUCCGUCGCUGCGAACCCGACAUCACCGCAGACCGAGGAGGCGGUCCGCCAGUUCAUGAAUGAGGUGUAUGAGAGCUAUGUCAAGACUGCCAUGAGCCCCUUCUAUAAACAGGGUAUGGAAAUCCGGAGCCCGGUCUUUAGGUCGAAGAUCACGGCGGCUGGGAAGAAGUGGCUCUGA